AUCUGACUUCUGAUCAGGACGUUGUGCUCAGUGAAGAAGUGUGAUCGCUCUGAUUCUGAGGAUGAUAAAGCCAUCCUAAACAGUUUGAUUGACAGCUAUGUGAUGAAUGUGUGCAGACUGGAUUUAGAACCGCAGCUCAGGUAUAUCACGCGUGACCCGCAUGUGGCACCAGGGCGAAUAUGUCACAUUUUACUGUAAAGACUCGCACAAACCCUGAGAACUUUACACCAUGGAUCUCCAAGAUCACUUUUUAGUAAAAUGUAUCUUCUUAAGUAUUGGGUUUUGCCAGUUUGAGGUUUGAGUCCAUUAUUGAUGUUUCAGUUCCUCUAUCAUUCACAUGCACACACCCCCACAUGUACACACACACACACACACACACACAGGGUAGUUCUGAUGGCGUCUCAGUGUGUAGUGAGUGGUGAUGAGUUCGAGCUCAGGAGAAAAUUAAAAUAUUUCUUCAUGAGUCCGUGUGAGAAAUAUCGCACUCGAGGACGCAAACCGUGGAAACUCACACUACAGCUCGUCAAAAUCGCCAUCGUCACCACCCAGUUUGCAUGGUUUGGACUCAGUAAUGAAAUGACGGUAAUCUUCAGAGAGGAAAACCUCACUUCCUUCAAACACCUCUUCCUUAAACAUUACCAUGAGCACAAAGGCAUUUACGCAGUUUACACGAGACAGGAAGUGCACGAACAUAUCAACUACAUUAUCAUGAGGUAUCUGACCCUACAGAACGUGAUCGUGGGCAAUCAUGCAUUCCAAAGGCUCAACGGCACGGACACGCCCCUCACUCUGUGCCAGAGAUUUUACACCCGAGAGAAAGUCACGCCCGAAAACCAGACCUUUAGCAUCAAUGUAAAGGUGCAGACAGAGUGCGUUAACAUUCACUCCACAAAGCUAGUCAACAUCACAGACCUUGCUCUGGACUUUAAAAGACUUUUAUCUCUGGACGUCCGCAUGAAGAUCAAAGCCAUCAAUCUGCAGACAGUCCGCCAUGAUGAACUACCCGACUGCUACAAAUUCAGUGUCUCGGUGCUGUUUGAUAACAGCGCUCACAGCGGCCGGAUUAAAGUGUCCCUCCGCAGCGGUGUCCACAUCAGUGUGUGUGCACAAGCCAGUGUCCCCGGGUCCAAUGCGGUGAGUCACUUCCUGUUGAUGCUGCUGUUUGAUUCGCUGGUGAUUGGCGUGUGCCUGCUCUCCCUGGGGCUCUGCACGCGCUCAGUAAACGCCGGGAUGCGUCUCUUCUCUGAGUACGCGGAGUUCAUUAGCACUGAACGGGGGAAGUGUGUGUCGCCGCUGGAGAGACUGGAGUUCAUCAACGGCUGGAACAUUUUAAUCAUCGUCAGUGACACUAUCACGGUUACUGCGUCCUUAAUGAAGAUCUGCAUACUGAGCAAGAUGCUGUCUAAUUACACCCUGUGCAGCAUCAUGUUAGGGACAGCGACCCUCCUGGUGUGGAUCGGAGUUCUCCGUUAUCUCGGAUUCUUCCGGAAAUAUAACAUCCUGAUCCUGAGCAUGAAGGCAGCGUUACCCAGUGCUCUGCGGUUCUCCUUCUGCGCGGUGAUGAUCUACCUCAGCUACUGCUUCUGUGGAUGGAUUGUUCUCGGACCUCACCAUGAAAACUUCCGCUCCUUCCACACGGCGACCUACUGCUUGCUCUCCAUGAUUAAUGGAGAUGAGGUCUACUCCACCUUCACCAAGCUGAGGGAGAAGAGCACGCUGGUCUGGCUCUUCAGCAGGUUCUACAUCUACAGCUUCGUCUCCAUCUUCACCUACAUGGUGCUCAGUCUCUUCAUCGCCAUCAUCACCGACACCUACGAGCUCAUCAAGAAGCAGCAGCAGGACGGAGAGGUGUUCUCUGAUCUGCAGAAGUUCCUGGCCGAGUACAGACACGCGAGCGGGGACCAACACAGACGAACACACACACUGGUGAUGAGCCAUUAGAGUUACAUGAACACUAAUCAACACACCUGGAACUUCAGGCAGUGUGUGUGUGUGUGUGUAGGUGAAGGCGGAGUUACAGGACUGGACUUCGGCCUUUACAUCACCUGUUAUGAAAAGCCCGCCCCAGUGCAUCGUGGGGGUUCUGUCCUUGUCUCCCACCCUAGUUCAUUCCGAGUAUUUUGUCCUUCUCCCCUCCUGCCCUAGUGCAUUGUGGGUGUUUUUGUCUUUUUAUUUAUUCAUUAAUCCAGAUGAAACAAUGAUUUAGUUUAUUCACAUUAAUAAUAUUAAU
This is a messenger RNA of Clarias gariepinus (North African catfish), 2230 nucleotides long. RefSeq names its product mucolipin TRP cation channel 3a (gene mcoln3a). NCBI's taxonomy places the organism in Eukaryota, Metazoa, Chordata, Actinopteri, Siluriformes, Clariidae. Gene Ontology annotation, cellular component: lysosomal membrane; plasma membrane. The record is from RefSeq and is a predicted model, not a curated record. Bases 313 to 1941 code for a protein of 542 amino acids. The transcript is spliced from 13 exons. Gene Ontology annotation, molecular function: NAADP-sensitive calcium-release channel activity.